Dothidotthia symphoricarpi CBS 119687 is the source of this 2800-nucleotide messenger RNA. RefSeq lists its product as uncharacterized. The record is from RefSeq and is a predicted model, not a curated record. Gene Ontology annotation, biological process: regulation of DNA-templated transcription; telomere maintenance via telomere lengthening. The transcript is spliced from 3 exons. Bases 16 to 2604 code for a protein of 862 amino acids. Gene Ontology annotation, molecular function: telomeric repeat DNA binding. Lineage: Eukaryota; Fungi; Ascomycota; Dothideomycetes; Pleosporales; Dothidotthiaceae. Gene Ontology annotation, cellular component: shelterin complex.
AACAACACCACCACCAUGGCUGCACCGAUCGUGUAUGAUGACGUCGCAGAGGGAACCACGCUCGAUGGCCAACUAUUUGCCGGCAAGAAAUUCUGGGUCGCGCAGCGUGUGCCCUCGCGAACGCGUCUGCUAGACCUCAUAACGAGCAACGGUGGAGAAGUCGUGAUGCUUGAGAAAAAGGCGGAUUACCUGAUCGCGGACCACUGGCGAAAAGAUUGUCCAGCAGGGUCAAUAUCGUAUACGUUUGUAGACAAAUCCAUCGAGAAAGGCGAGCUUGAAGAUCCAGAGGACCAUCGCGCAGGACCACGACUGGGCGAGGCGCGUGAACCAGGAUCUAUCAGCAGACCUGCAAAAGGUGGGAGAGCGCCAUAUACUCCAGACGAAGACAGGAUACUCUAUAAGUGGGUGAGGGAUGCUGAAGCAGCGGGAGGUCAGUCGAGUGGGAACGAGAUCUACAAGCAGCUGGAAGCAAAGUAUCCACGACACCCGUGGCAGUCGUGGCGCGAUCGUUACCUCAAGCAGCUGCGGACACGCCCUCCAUCUGCAUUCAACAUACCCGAUAAUGCUCCGCCAUCCCCACCGUCAGAUCAAGCCGUCCAAACCACGCCUCCAGUACCAUCGUCCUCCAAACAAAUCAAGCCGUCAACUUCGGAAAACCCACAAAGUUUAGGUACUAAGAAGGUUAGCGGCCUGGGAAAGUCCAGGAUGAAAGAAGAGUAUUCAACAGAGCAACUGUCGGCUACAUUCAGUUCAGAAGACUGGGAGGAGCUAUAUGCCAGUGUGGAGGUCAUCGACUGCCAUGUAGGACAAGACGCUUACGAUGAUGCAUGGGCGAAGUGGGCUGAAGCACAGGACAACCAGACUGCUGAGCAGUGGCGCCAAUACUACGAGAAAGUCGUUCGUCCGCAGUGGUUACGCGAUCCAGUCUCGAAGAGGGACCAAAUUAACAAGAAGGUUGGAGAGAAGUAUAAUGAAAAGCGCGCGAGUCAGAGCCAGCAACAAGACGAGGACUCACAAGACGAUGAAGCACCAGAGGUUUCGACCCCCAAGCCACCCAAAGCCUUGAACGAGAAAGAUACACCUGCAUCAAGAGGUCUGUCGAACUCAAAAGCCCUCCACGACCAACCAUAUGUUACGCAGAAAGAAGAGAUCAUACCAACGAAGACACGCGAAUUAACGAACUCAGACGACGAGCGCUUUGAACAACUACUUGAGACCCACAAAGUAGACAGUACGACGACAGCAUACACUUUCUUUGCCCGAGAGAAUAAAUGGUCAACAUGGAAUGAGAAUCUUGAUCUCGAUCACACCGAGCUGCACGAGCUACUUCUGUCACAAUGGGGUUCGCUCCCGGAAAAGGACAGAGCACCCUAUCUUGCUAUGGGUAAGGCAGGGGGGAAGCGGCUCGCACCAGAGACACAUGCUGAGCUGAUGUCUUCUUCAACUGCCCAUCACGAGUCGCCAAAGCAUCUUGACGAACUAUACAAGAAGACACUGAAACGUAUACGCGAGGAAGAUGCCGAUGAGCCUGAGGACCAUGACAAGGAAUCGCGCCCCAUGAAGCGGCUCAGGAACGUGCGCUUCUCGCCUGCUUCUGAGGGGAGGACAGGACAUAUCAGUUCCAUUGGCACGCAGGAUCAGCCGUUAGAGAUAUCCUCCGAAGCAACAUCGAUUGCUAGCUCAGAAGACGAAGACACGACACUGCAGCCGGAAGAGCAAACGACAGAAGACAUUGUUCAGGUAAAGCUUGAGGUUGAAAAAGUCCUCGAAUUCGACGCAGACCAAGCUACCGACAGCAUAGAAGUCGACGAGUUCAAAGACAUCGACGACAUAACUCCGCCACCAGAUGAAGACGACGAAUCCGACCUCCCUUCAAACACCCCGACACCGCGCGCAACCCGUCGCAAAGCCCCAGCCUUCGAUACGCAAGCCAUUCUCUCCUCACCUUCCGAGGGCAUCCCCAUCGCCGCUCUUCCCCGCCCACGCUACACACGCGACCUGUCCUCCCCCUCCCCAGAAAUCACCAUCAGCGCUCUCCCGCGCCUCACCAACUCCACACGCGACAUCUCCAGCCGCGCCGAAUCCGAAGUAUCAGCGCAUAUGGACCCGCCAUCCUCGAUCCACGAGCCCGAGUCCGAAGCCUCAACAACCCAGUCCCUAGAGGAAUUCCGCUCCUUCAACUCCGACGAUAAACCCGCCUACAUCGCGCCCUUGCCCCGCCCCCGCCGCGCAUCCCCCUCCCCAACCCCCUCCUCCGCAUCCUCCACCGACUCCGGACAAGGCGAUCCCGACGUGCCCCUCGCAGCCGACGAAAUGAACCUCUUCUUCGACGAAAUGCGCACAGAUGUCAUCACGGACGACUUCAUCUCCAAGGCGCUCAUGCGCACACGGUGUCGUCCUAACUUGGCGAUGCGCGUUUUGGAUGCGUGGAGCAAGGGCAGGGCGCUGCCGAAUCAACGCGGGAUAUGGAGUAGAGAAGAUGAUGAGGCGGUGGAGAGUGGGGAUGGGCGGGCGCUGAUGGCACUUGAGAGGAAGCAUACGUUGGAUGGGUGGGGAGGGAUUACAGAGCGGUUGGUGUUUUUGGAGGCGUGUCGGGGGAGGUAGGAAGGUGCGUGAUGGGUUGAGGGGCUGGUUUUGGGUAUGCUAGUAAGUGGACUGCUGGGAGUCGGCAAUCAUCUUCGGCCGGAGAACUAUGAGGGAGUGGAUAGUUGGGAGGAUCGCCUAGCACUCGAUGGAACGUUUGUGAACAUUUACUAUCAUAAUAAGCGGUAUCAAAAUCAAUGUGUAUGAGGCAAACCAC